This is a messenger RNA of Bactrocera latifrons, 1179 nucleotides long. RefSeq names its product triosephosphate isomerase (gene Tpi). Gene Ontology annotation, cellular component: cytosol. The transcript has 3 exons. Bases 50 to 916 code for a protein of 288 amino acids. The record is from RefSeq and is a predicted model, not a curated record. Gene Ontology annotation, biological process: glyceraldehyde-3-phosphate biosynthetic process; glycolytic process; glycerol catabolic process. Gene Ontology annotation, molecular function: triose-phosphate isomerase activity. Lineage: Eukaryota; Metazoa; Arthropoda; Insecta; Diptera; Tephritidae.
CGUACUGUACCAAAUCUAAAGAAAACAGCAACAACAAAUCGAAAAAACUAUGUUGACAGCUGCCGAAAGGGUCGUUGCAAGGUUAUUCAUUCGACCAACUUCUUGCAAAUAUUUUGCAUUGCAGUUUACUCGUUCUCUCAGCAGUUGCGAUAAGAAUAAAAAACAUAACAAAAUGUCACGUCAAUUCUGCGUUGGUGGUAACUGGAAGAUGAAUGGCGAUCAGAAAUCUAUCGCCGAAUUGUGCAAAAUUCUUUCAGCCGGACCAUUAGAUCCCAACACACAGGUGUAUGUCGGUGUACCAGCACCAUAUCUCAUUUACGUACGUAGUCUAUUACCUGAGACUAUAAAUGUGGCCGCCCAGAAUUGUUACAAAGUAGAAAAGGGUGCGUUCACAGGUGAGAUUUCGCCCGCUAUCAUUAAAGACACCGGUGCCGGUUGGGUUAUUCUGGGACAUUCGGAGCGUCGCCAAAUCUUCAAGGAGAGCGAUGAACUCAUUGCCGAGAAGGUCGAACAUGCCUUGGCAGCUGGUUUGAAAGUAGUCGCAUGCAUUGGCGAAACUCUGGACGAACGUGAAGCCAAUAAGACACAAGAGGUUGUCGCUAGACAAAUGUGUGCGAUAGCACAGAAGGUGAAGGACUGGACUAAUGUUGUCGUAGCUUAUGAGCCAGUGUGGGCCAUUGGCACAGGCAAAACCGCUACUCCCGAACAGGCACAAGAAGUGCACGCCUACCUUCGUCAAUGGUUGACUGAGAACAUUUCUAAGGAAGUCGCUGCCACAUUACGCAUCCAAUAUGGUGGCUCCGUGACUGGUGCCAAUGCCAAGGACUUGGCUAAAAAGCCCGACAUCGACGGUUUCUUGGUGGGCGGCGCUUCUCUGAAGCCCGAAUUCGUGCAAAUCGUCAAUGCCAGACAGUAAAUGUCUCUUAAAAAAAAACUGUUGAAGUACACGACUGCCUGCUAACUCAAUACAAUUUAGGCAUGUAAUUCACAUCUCAAGCACUGUUAAUGGACUAUAUUAUUGUUAAAGGCAAAUAACUUUUUUUAUGAUUUGGCUUAGCAAUUUGCGUAGCUAAGCUAAGUGAAUGCAGAAUUGCUGUUAGGAGUAAACAUAAUUAGAAAAGUUUUCACUUUAUCAUGUCGGAAAAGAAAAAAAAAAAAAAUUAUGAAAAUUUAAUGAUG